GAAAAACGAAAGCGAUGCAAAGGUUCGAGUCUCCUUUUUUGACGGUCUCUCUCUCUUCUUCUUCUUCGUUGUUUCGCUGCAAGCUACCCUGGAGAAGAGGAACGCGUUGAUUUUUUUUUUAUUUUUAAAAACAUCCCUUUAUACUUCUUCAUAUCUCUCUCUCUCUCUCGAUGUAAGAGAAGCAGCAGAACCCAGAACAAAGAAACCAUUUUUGAACCUCUCUCUGUUCCUGGAGAAGUCUUCCCCUGUUUUUUUUUUUAAUAUUUCUUUAUUUUUCCGGGUGAAUCUCCUUUUGGGCUUAUCUGAAAAGUCAUCUGGACAGCUAAAGUCGACCAGAACCAUCACAAAGGUCGAAGCUUUGGUCGUGGGUUUUGCUUUUGUGUAUGUGUGUGUGUGUGUGUAUUUCAUUAGGAUGGUGCAGUAUCAGAGAUUAAUCAUCCACCAUGCGAAGAAAGCGGAAAGGUUUAGACUUGCCGGAGAAAAAGGCGGUGGGUUCUUAAAGAGCGCGAACCAGAAGAUUCUCGCUCUUCUCUUUCUCGCUCUCCUCUCUUGUUGCCUCGUCAUGGCUCCUCACAUCUUCAGCCUCUCCUCAACUUUCUCUCUCCUAGAUCCGCUUGGCAGAGAAAGCGGAGGACUUGGCCCUUAUGAACACUUCAUUGCACCUCUGUGUUCUGGAAUCUCCAAUGGAACCAUUUGCUGUGACAGAACCAAUUCCAGGUCUGAUAUCUGUAUCAUGAAGGGUGAUGUAAGAACACACUCUGCUUCUUCUUCGGUCUUCCUCUUCACCUCGGCGAAAACGGAUCGAAAACCUCUGCUCAAACCCGAAAAGAUCAAACCUUACACCCGAAAAUGGGAGACGAGUGUUAUGGACACCGUUCAGGAACUCAAUCUCAUCAGCCAGGACGAAAAAGCUUCAGGCUUUAGACAUGUCUGUGAUGUGUACCAUGAUCUUCCUGCUGUGUUCUUCUCCACAGGCGGAUACACAGGGAACGUUUAUCACGAAUUCAACGAUGGGAUCAUCCCGUUGUUUAUCACUUCACAGCAUUUCGAGAAAAAGGUUGUGUUUGUGAUUGUGGAGUAUCACGAUUGGUGGAUGAUGAAGUAUGGGGAUAUUGUAUCGCAGCUCUCGGAUUACCCUCCGGUGGAUUUCGGCCGAGAUCUAAGGACACACUGUUUCAAGGAAGCCAUUGUCGGAUUGAGAAUUCACGACGAGCUGACCGUAAAUUCUUCUUUGAUGCCCGGGAGUAAAACCAUUGUUGAUUUCAGAGACUUGUUGGACAGGUCCUACUGGCCACGCAUCCAUGGCUUAAUUCAGGACGAUGAAGAGCACAAAGCAGCAGACAGAAGAGCAAGUGAGUCACUUUCCUUUUCCCCUGUGUCUGAUUCUCUCGAGAUCGACAAGAAAGUACAAGAACACGGGUUGAAAAAGCCGAAACUGGUGAUUCUGUCGAGAAACGGAUCGAGGGCAAUACUCAACGAGAAUAUCCUUGUGGAACUAGCGGAGGAGCUCGGGUUCAUGGUUGAGAUCCUGAAGCCGGACAGAACGGCAGAACUGGCCAAGAUCUACCGGUCCUUAAACUCGAGCGAUGUGAUGAUUGGAGUACACGGAGCUGCAAUGACGCAUUUCCUGUUCUUGAAACCCGAAACCGUGUUCAUCCAGAUCAUCCCGAUUGGAACCGACUGGGCUGCCGAGACAUACUACGGAGUACCAGCCAAGAAGCUUGGAUUGAAGUACAUCCCGUACAAGAUUAUGCCAAAGGAGAGCACUCUAUACGACGAGUAUGGCGGAAACGAUCCGAUAAUCCGAGACCCGGAAAGCGUCAACAGAAGAGGGUGGCAAUUCACGAAGAAGAUCUAUCUCGAUCGCCAAAACGUGAAACUCGACCUGAGAAGAUUCAGGAAACUUCUCUCUCGAGCAUAUGAUCGAUCCGUUCGUAGAAUUACACCUCCGAGUUUCUGAUUCAAUCUUUGAUUCUUUUAGGCUAAUGAAUCGCGGAAAGAUACAGAGAAAACCUUGGCGUUUUGUAGAGAUAAUGUGUAGAUUUUGUGUGUUGUGUCCAUUUGAAAGCUUUUGAUUUUGUAAAGAAGGAGGCUUUGUUCUUUCCCA
Messenger RNA from Tarenaya hassleriana, 2107 nucleotides. RefSeq lists its product as uncharacterized. The transcript is spliced from 3 exons. Bases 413 to 1960 code for a protein of 515 amino acids. The record is from RefSeq and is a predicted model, not a curated record. Gene Ontology annotation, molecular function: glycosyltransferase activity. Lineage: Eukaryota; Viridiplantae; Streptophyta; Magnoliopsida; Brassicales; Cleomaceae.